Molecule: messenger RNA, 3264 nt
Organism: Labrus mixtus (cuckoo wrasse)
Lineage: Eukaryota; Metazoa; Chordata; Actinopteri; Labriformes; Labridae
Product: mediator of RNA polymerase II transcription subunit 26-like
Exons: 3
Coding region: 278-1954 (558 amino acids)
Biological process (GO): regulation of transcription by RNA polymerase II; positive regulation of gene expression
Cellular component (GO): mediator complex; nucleus; core mediator complex
Molecular function (GO): transcription coregulator activity
Source: RefSeq, a predicted model, not a curated record
GGGGGGUUGGGGGGUAGCCGAUCCUCUGGAGGCAAGUCCGUGCCCGUCGCCAACACAGUAAAACAUAACGGAUGAAAACACAGAUCUGGAUGCAUCAUAAAACAUGGUGCUCAAACACACAGAAGAGCUUCCGACUAGCCUGUGAGUGCCGGCAGGUUUCACAACCAAGCGCCUCUUCUGCGGGGCGGGAGGGGGGGGGGGAGAGAGAGAGAGAGAGAGAGAGAGAGAGAGCUGACUGAGUCCGUCCGUCCUGACUGACCCGUGACACCGCCAGGCGAUGACAGCGGCUACAGCCACUCCGCAGGUGAUGAGGGACCGGCUGCUAAAGGCCAUCGACGGCCAGAGCAAUCAGAUAUGCAACAUGGUGGUAGUUAUGGAGGUGAUCUCCUAUCUGGAGAAAUAUCCCAUCACCAAAGAAGCACUGGAGGAAACUCGUCUCGGCAAACUCAUCAACGAUGUCCGCAAGAAAACCAAGAAUGAAGACCUUGCAAAAAGAGCCAAGAAGCUCUUGCGAAACUGGCAGAAGCUUAUUGAACCGGGGAAGGGUGAGGUGUUGUCCAAGGGACACACUGUUGCAUCCUGGUCUUCAAAUGGUUGCGUCGCCACUCCAGCCAUUACCACACCAUCAGGUAAAACCGGGGCAGAGUUGAAGAACAGAAACGACUUCAACAACUGUUCCCCCCUUAGGAUGGAAAAGUUGAGCAACAAAAAACGAAAGGGAAACCAUAAGGAAGGAGAGCUUUUGCCAGCCAAGAUAUCCAAAAAGACACCUGAUGAUAAAAUGCGAAGCUCCAAACAGCUGCCGACCAAUGGACUUAGCAGUAGCUCUGAAAUUUCUACAGAAAUGUAUGCACAUCAGCCUUCAGAUAGGGAUAUUCCUGAGCCUUUGGACAACAACAGGUUAAGUAAAAUCCCAGUCAAUGCUGUAAAACCUCAUCCAAGUGCCCCAGGAUACAGCAAGCCUCCUAGCACUUCUUCUUUGCUGAAGGCGUCAGUCCUGCAGCAGCAUGCCAGACAGGAGCAAGCUGCUUCUGGGGGGCAGCAUAAACCCAGAAGCCCGCGUGGUUUCUUGCACAGUCCUCAAACUUUAAAGCAGGAAGCUGGCUUUAAUCAAACUGUACCACAAGCACAGAGGCCUGUGUCAGAUGACACCUCUGUGUCAGGGUCUUCCCUUCAGCCUUCAAAUAUUUGUGUUCCAGGUUCGUGGUCUGCCGAUUCAGACUCUAAAAGCAGGGCUCCCCAUAAAUCUCUUCUUAACUCACCCUUUAGUGAUGGUGUCAGUUUGGAGGACAAUAGUACUGUUAGCAAUACAGGGAGAAGGAAAGGACACAAUUACAAGCCUAAGGACUGUGUUGUUGUGAAGUCAGAUGGACAUACUGUAGAAGAUAGCUCUAAACCAGUCAGGUUAAAAGACAGGAGGCUGACUUUUGACCCUGUGACAGGACAGAUCAAACCCUCCUUUCUUAAAGAGCCUUGCCAGGAGGAGGAGGUCAGACUGAGCCACAGACCUGAAUCCCAGUGGUCGGAAAUGCCAAAACCCAAUCAGCCCAUUCCUCCCAGUUCCUUCCAACAGACGGACUGGAAAGAACUUUCUCGGAGCGAAAUCAUCCAGUCAUACCUUAGCCAGCAAAGCAACAUGCUCACAUCAUCGGGCACACACACACCUGGUGCACACUUUUUCAUGACAGAGUUCAUAAAAAAAGAGGAACACCAAAGUAAAGACGCCAAGAAGACACACACGCUUGCACCAGAACUCCCAGCAAAGGAUUUACCGGGGGUCAGCAGAGAGGUCAUCUAUGAAGACCUGAACAGAUUACACACCCAACACUGGUCUGGUGUUAAUGGUUGCUCUGACACAAAGGGUCAUUGGUAUGACUGGACAGAGUGCAUAUCUUUAGACCCACAUGGAGAUGAGAGCAGGUUGAACAUACUGCCGUACGUCUGUCUGGAUUGAAACCAAGAUCUGGUUGGAAGUUCUAUGCUUUGUCCAUCAGCAGAGUGACUCUGCAUAUGAAGGCACUUACAUAUGAGGUGUUUUGCACCUUUGGAUAAAAGAUGCGACAAUGUGCUGACUGCUUCAUAGUGUGUGGAGCAGAGGGUGUGUAAUCAGUGCUCUUUAUGAGUUUUUGAACAAUGUGUGCGGGCAGGAAGAAAAAUGGGCUAUGCACAAUCUGACCAUGAAGUUGUCAGUGUUUAGUUACCGUACAGAUUGAGUUUCCAAACCUGACAUUGUUCGUAUGGAUGAGGACAUAUCAUUAAACUGCAGAGCUACAUUUACUCAUUUUAUUGUUAGCCUUGUGAACAUGAUUCCUGCAUCUACCCAGAUUCAAAUAACAGUGCUGUAUUUUUUUCUCCAUGUUGAAGUUUUGUUAGUUUUAAUCGAAAUCGAACACGUAUACCAAUGAGGUCUCUGUUGGUAUUUACUCAAAAGUCUUGGAACAAACCUGUCUAUCAACAAAAAAGUUGCUAUCAUAAUAACCAUCAGUAUUAAGAACUAAGAAAUGUUUGAGCCAUGAAAUUGUUCCGCAAGGCACCUGUUUCAGCAGUAUAUAACUGUUUCAUCCAUCAGAAAAACAGACUGAUCUGUUUCAUAACAGAACAAAAAAAAUAAGUGUGUUGUGAGUUUUGAAUGUGGUUAAAUUGUGAAACUGCCAGAUGUGACUGUGCAGCUUGAGGUGAGAGAGAAAGGCAUGUAUUAGGCCAAAAAAAUACACACGGAGAGAGAAAUGUGGCUGCCAUGAAAGAUAUUUAUUUACAUCUAAAUAUUCAUUUUUAGUUUUAAAUUAAUAAUUUCCACAUGUUUUCAGACCACGCUGAUUAAUUUCUGGUUUCUUCAUUCACAAUUGUUUUGGUAAUACAGCAGCCCUUUUCCUGUUCAUACACCAACCUACUUAAUCCGGGAAAUACUUUCCAUAAUGAGAAAUUGUAAUAAUGUAAACUAAUUUUAUUUUAAACUUGCCUUUUCUCUUGUGUAUUUAGUUUGUAAAAUAUCAAUUGACAUGGCAGAGCAGUAAGUACUGUUAGCUUGCAUCUUUGUACUGUAAGGAGGAGCUGGGAUAUAAAUUGACAUGCUGGAUAAAGUACUUAAUAUCAUUCCUUUAAAUAUUGUUUGCCUUAUGGAAACUCCCCCCUCCCCUAAAGACAGCCUUAGUGAAUACAGAAAUUCAUUUUUUUGUUCAGCUGAAUGCAGAAGAGACCAUAUUUCCUACUUUGCCCUUUUAAGUGGACAUGUUGAUAUGUGUUAAUUAAAAAAAAUUGAAGGAA